UUCUUCUCUCUGCAGGCUGAGAUCUACAUCUCAUUGCCCAUCACCAAGGAGAAGAAGCCUCUUCCAUCCAACAUCGACAUGGGGGUGACACUUUCGUGCCCCGGAGAGAUCCAUAAUUCCAUGAACGAUCGCUUGGAAGCUCUCAUCGUGAGGUCUCUCAGUUUUGGUGACAACGUGAGAUCGACUCUGCGGUCCAUCAGCUUCAAUGGCCGCGACUCCAAGCCUGCCAACCUCAAGUCUCUUGGCCCCGGGAAACGACUGAUAGAAGGGUCUGUGAGCUUUAAUGGAAGGGUAAUGGACCCUUUCCACUUGGACUCCGAUAUCGCGGUAAAGACUGCUGCUCCUAAGCAAGAGGUGCCCGCAAAGAUUGAUCAUCCCAAGAUAUCGAGGUUCAGUCCUCUGGGGAAGUGGUCCUUGGAAUCAGAUUUGAUCGGCCCUGGCAGCCCCAAGCAUGAAGCUGCCGUGAAGUUGCAGAAGGUCUACAAGAGCUUUCGGACAAGGAGACAGCUCGCAGACUGUGCCGUCCUCGUAGAGCAGAGCUGGUGGAAGCUGUUAGAUUUUGCAUUGCUCAAGCGAAGCUCCGUGUCGUUCUUCGACAUCGAGAAGCAAGAAUCUGCGGUUUCGCGGUGGUCGAGGGCGAGAACGAGGGCUGCAAAGGUGGGGAAGGGUCUAUCCAAGGAUGAGAAAGCUCAGAAACUUGCCUUGCAGCAUUGGUUAGAGGCAAUCGAUCCUCGACAUCGGUAUGGUCACAAUCUCCAGUUCUACUAUGACUGCUGGCUUCAACGCGAGAGCAUGCAGCCUUUCUUCUACUGGCUCGAUGUAGGGGAAGGAAAGGAGGUCAACCUCGAAGAACAGUGCACUCGAUCGACACUGCAACAGCAGUGCAUCAAGUAUCUUGGCCCUAAAGAAAGGGAUGCCUACGAGGUCAUAAUCGAGGAUGGAAGAUUCAUGUACAGGAAGAGCAGACAGGUGAUAGACUCGUCGGAAGGUCCGAAAGAUGCGAAGUGGAUCUUCGUCCUAAGCACACUGAAGAAACUAUAUGUUGCUCAGAAGAAGAAAGGCACGUUUCAGCACUCUAGUUUUCUUGCCGGGGGAGCUACUUCUGCUGCUGGCCAACUGGUACUAGAAAAAGGAGUUCUCAAGGCUGUGUGGCCUCAUAGCGGCCAUUAUCGCCCGACCGAAGAGAACUUUCAGGAUUUCGUGAGCUAUCUUGCAGAAAAAAAUGUCGAUCUCACUGAUGUUAAGAGAAGUCCAACCGAAGAGCAUCAAGAAGAACACUGCAGGAGACCAGGAAAGCACCACUCGAAGCUGAACGUGGCUGAAGGAAAUGUCUCUACCAAGCGUGAAACCGAUGCAGAUUUAGAGCAUGAAGGAGGAGAACACUGCAGUAGACCAGGAAAGCACCACUCGAAGCUGAACAUGGCUGAGGGAAAUGUCUCCACCAAGCCUGAAACCGAUGCAGAUUUAGAGCAUGAAGAAGAAGAACACUGCAGUAGACCAGGAAAGCACCACUCGAAGCUGAACAUGGCCGAAGGAAAUGUCUCCACAAAGCCUGAAACCGAUGCAGAUUUGUCUCGAGCAUCCUCCACUGGGAACACAAGCAUUAACAACAUUACCACGUGCGAGGGAGUGAACCUUAGCAGAACAGUUGCUGAUCCGAAACCAGAGGGAACACUCGAGGUGCAGCAAGAUCAAAAUCUCCACAAGCAGCAGAUGACUGCUGAAGAACACGACAUGACCAGACCAGAGAAUGUGUGUGUUGAGGAGGAGGAAGAGGGUGGAGAAGCUGUGAUAUCGUCGGAACUGAUACGUCGAAGGAUAAACUCGAAGAAGGGCAUCAACUCGUAUCAGCUGGGGAAGAAGCUCUCCUUCAAGUGGACGACGGGAGCAGGUCCUCGAAUUGGGUGUGUGAGGGACUACCCAUCGGAGCUCCAGUUUCGUGCACUGGAGCAAGUAUGCUUGUCGCCGACAGGUGCAGGGAUGUCUAGGUUAGCUUCACCGCGGACCGCGAGAUGCCAGAGUCCGCUGACACAGGAGAAAUCUUUGCUCAAGGAAGUGCUGCAGCAAUCUCACAUGCAAAUGACACAGGAGAAAUCUUUGCUCAAGGAAGUGCUGCAGCAAUCUCACAUGCAAGACAAUGGAAGAUGAAGGGAACCUGUUCCUCUGAACCAUUUACAUAUGUAUAUGUAUAUAUAUAUAUGUGAGAUGAAGAGUGUUUGUGUUGAUUUGUUUUGUAGAGCUUCUCGAGGAAGUGCCUCAUCGAAACUUUAAUGA
Messenger RNA from Musa acuminata AAA Group (dessert banana), 2274 nucleotides. Its product is annotated as IQ domain-containing protein IQM2-like. Bases 79 to 2148 code for a protein of 689 amino acids. The transcript is spliced from 9 exons. The record is from RefSeq and is a predicted model, not a curated record. NCBI's taxonomy places the organism in Eukaryota, Viridiplantae, Streptophyta, Magnoliopsida, Zingiberales, Musaceae.